CAGAGGUGGGCGUGGAUCUGCCUUCGUCAGCGGUCCUCUUGGUUUUGGUGCCUGCGAGAAGGAGCUUUCAGCUAAAGUUAGCUAGCUAAAAAAACACGGAACGAUUGACAGACAAGAACAGCGAAAGCACCAACGACAAAAAGCUGGUGCGUCAGAAGGGGGAGGCCCAAUUUACCGUUUCGUUUUUGUUAAGCUCAUUAUUAAUUUUAUUUGAAAACAAACCUUACCCCCUCCUCACCCCUAUUUAUUUUGUUUGUCCCAUAUACAUUAUUUGGUUUGUGAUACCUCCUCCAGCUUUGGGAGCAGUGAGGGGUCUUCAUGGCUGUUCGAAGAGGCCACAUCAGGUACCUAAAAGAGGUGUAUGACAUGUCCAACGGCUACGAGGAUCACAUGGGAGGAGGAGAUGAGGUGACGGAUGCCAAGACCAACCUGAUAGUCAACUACCUUCCCCAGAGCAUGAGCCAGGACGAGCUACGCAGCCUCUUCAGCAGCAUUGGCGAGGUGGAGUCCGCCAAGCUCAUACGGGACAAAGUGGCAGGUACGGAACACCUUGUCCCACAAUGCACUACAGGCCACAGUUUAGGGUACGGAUUUGUUAACUAUCUUACCCCUAGCGAUGCAGAAAGAGCUAUCAAUACUCUGAAUGGACUAAGGCUACAGUCUAAAACUAUCAAGGUUUCAUAUGCGCGGCCGAGCUCUGACACCAUUAAAGACGCCAACCUGUACAUCAGUGGCCUGCCCAAGACCAUGACCCAGAAAGACGUGGAGGACAUGUUCGCUCGCUACGGACGCAUCAUCAACUCCCGUGUGCUGGUCGACCAGGCCUCUGGCCUGUCUCGGGGGGUGGCGUUCAUCCGGUUUGACAAGCGAGCGGAGGCCGAGGACGCCAUCAAAGACCUUAACGGACAGAAACCCCCCGGAUCUGCUGAGCCAAUCACGGUGAAGUUUGCUGCCAGUCCCAACCAGGCCAAGAACACUCAGCUCAUAUCGCAGCUCUACCACAACCAGGGACGCCGCUUUGGAGGGCCAGUUCACCACCAGGCUCAGAGAUUCAGGUUUUCUCCCAUGUCUGUGGACCAUAUGAGCGGUAUGUCUGGGGUGAGUGUGCCGGGGAACGCCACCGCUGGCUGGUGCAUCUUCAUCUACAACCUGGGCCAGGACGCCGACGAGGGCAUCCUGUGGCAGAUGUUCGGGCCCUUCGGCGCCGUCACCAACGUCAAGGUCAUCCGCGACUUCAACACCAACAAGUGCAAAGGUUUCGGCUUUGUUACCAUGACGAACUACGAAGAGGCCGCCAUGGCGAUCGGCAGCCUCAAUGGUUACCGCCUCGGGGACAAGAUCCUACAGGUGUCGUUCAAGACCAGCAAAGGCCACAAGUAGAGAAAAAUAGUGGGGGGGGGGGGGACACCUCAUGCCAGGCUUCUAAUAUGGAGGGUAAAUUGCCACAGUUUGACAAAACAAACCUGUUUUUAGCGUUCUCACUAAGCCCAUUCUCACUUUGCAUCUUUGUACUAGUCUAACAGAGAGUCUAGGCUGAGUUUGAUAUUUCUCUUGUUUUUUGUUUUUUUUACUUAUGAUUUGGGAUGUUCCAAACACAGUUAUCAAUGUCCAUCCUGAUAUGGUGACCAAUUUCACAAUUCAAGACUAGAUUGUUUUUCCUGUGAGACUAAACUAGUGUCACUAUGUGCCAUAUGAAUGGUAGGACCACUAUAUGGGACUUGGAGAAGGAUGCGCUACAUUCAUACGUCUAGUCCCCCACUGUAGGAGGAAGCAUGCUGUCUUAGACUCUGGUUCCAGUGUAGAAAUGGAUGCCUUAAGUUACCACCCGCACACCCUGUCAAGCCAUCCACUGUCUCCAGCCAUUCUAAAAGAAAAGCCCUUUUUAAAUCCUUAUUGUAUAAUGUCUUCUCUCACCUUGCAGAAUCCGUUUUAUACACAGCAAGUUAGGUACUGAAUGGUACCAUUACAUAGCAGCGCGUGUGUCCUGUUUUUGUGUCCUUUUAACAGUUGAAUCUCUGAGAGGCCAUGUACAAAGGUCUGGAGAUUUUAAAGUAGGAAGGUGUUUAAGAAGGACCAAAGAAAUGGAAGGAUAUGCUCUAACUGCCCCAGGGCCCGUAUUCACAUGCUGAUCUAGGAUCAGUUUGGCCUUGUCGAUCCUAGAUCAGCAUUCAGUCCUCUGAGAAGCUUUUGUGAAUAGGGAAAGAUGCUUACUGUUAUGACUUAUUUCCCCUCACCAGUAAUAGUUUGGGCAUCUGAACAACCGGUACGAAGGCUGAAUCUAACACAAAGUGGAGCAACACUGCUCACUCUCAUCCAGUUUCCUGUUUUUGUAAAAAAAAUAUUUAAAAAAAGUUGUCAAUCUUUUGAUGUUUUUCUUGAAUUUUCUUUCGGAGAGACUAACUUUUCUUUUUUCGUUGAAGCGUAGAUUACUGAUCGGAGAGUUGGAAGAGUUUUUAUUUAAGUUUUUAUGCUCAUCUCAAGCUAAAGAAGAAUUUAUGGCCUUUGUGAUUUAUUUUUGUUGGUAUAGAUUUGUUUUGAUUGUUUUACUUUGCAUAUGCAAUCAUUAAAUUUUAGUUAGAUUUGACUCAA
Molecule: messenger RNA, 2589 nt
Organism: Oncorhynchus gorbuscha (pink salmon)
Lineage: Eukaryota; Metazoa; Chordata; Actinopteri; Salmoniformes; Salmonidae
Product: ELAV-like protein 1
Exons: 7
Coding region: 319-1380 (353 amino acids)
Cellular component (GO): ribonucleoprotein complex
Molecular function (GO): RNA binding
Source: RefSeq, a predicted model, not a curated record